AUGUCAACAGAAAACAAUCCAGCAAAUAGCGAUAUGCCUCCCUCUAAUGAUAUUGGAAUUGAAUCGGCAAGAAUCGCGAAACUUCCACCUUUUUGGAAAGAAGAACCAGCUAUAUGGUUUUUGCAAGUUGAAGCAACAUUUCGUUUAUAUAGGAUUACCCAAGACUCAACCAAAUAUGAAUACCUAGUGGCAAAUUUGGAUCCAUCGGUACUGUUUUUAGUGAAAGAUAUACUAAUGGACACUGCAAAUAACAAUAAGUAUGCAACCAUGAAAAAACGUUUAAUAGAUUCCUUCGCUGAAUCGGCAGAAAAUCAAAUCAAACGUGUUUUAAGCGGUCUAGAAUUGGGAGAUCAGAAACCGUCACAUUGCCUACAGCGUUUAAAAUCUUUGUCAGCUGGCAAAAUUUCUGAUGAAGUUUUAAAGACUUUAUUUAUUGAGCGUUUGCCAGAGAAAGUCCGAAGCAUAUUAGCAGUGUGCGAUUCUCAAGAAAUAGACCAUUUGGGAAUUCGAGCUGAUAGAAUCAUGGAAACACUCUCGACUUCUACGACAUGCUUCGUGUCAGAGGUUCAACCGGAUGUUGCAGCAAGCAAUUUGUCAACAAAAAUAGAUGAUCUCAUUGGUCGAAUUGAUGCUUUGGAAAACCGUUCCAGACAAAAAAACACGUUCUUAUUCAAAACCGCCUUCAGUAUAACAAAAAAACUAAUUCCUCCAUCGACGCCAAUCUCGGCUGAAAGUGUCGAUGGUGCAUGCUCUGGCCGCCUUUUUAUAACCGAUAAGAAAUCAAAAAUACAAUUUUUAGUCGACACUGGUGCAGAAAUAUCGGUUUAUCCUAGCAAAAAUCGCAAAAAUCCCCAAAAACUAUCACUUUAUGCUCACUUUAUGCUGCAAACGGAACUGAAAUCAAAACGUUUGGCUCAAUAA
Stomoxys calcitrans (stable fly) is the source of this 921-nucleotide messenger RNA. RefSeq lists its product as uncharacterized. The record is from RefSeq and is a predicted model, not a curated record. Lineage: Eukaryota; Metazoa; Arthropoda; Insecta; Diptera; Muscidae. Bases 1 to 921 code for a protein of 306 amino acids. The transcript is spliced from 2 exons.